Messenger RNA from Mercenaria mercenaria, 2347 nucleotides. Its product is annotated as prostaglandin G/H synthase 2-like. Gene Ontology annotation, cellular component: cytoplasm; neuron projection. The record is from RefSeq and is a predicted model, not a curated record. The coding region runs from base 358 to 2214 and encodes 618 amino acids. Gene Ontology annotation, molecular function: prostaglandin-endoperoxide synthase activity; peroxidase activity; heme binding. Gene Ontology annotation, biological process: cyclooxygenase pathway; response to oxidative stress. NCBI's taxonomy places the organism in Eukaryota, Metazoa, Mollusca, Bivalvia, Venerida, Veneridae. The transcript has 12 exons.
GAUAAAUGUAGUUACAUACGACUUCUACUAUUUCAUUAUUUUUUUUGUCAGAUACAAAACAUGUAGUAUGUCUACUACAUAUAGAUUUUUGCUUAUUCAUUUUCGCGAUAAAAAAAAACGUAUCAGCAAAAAAAAAAAUGAUAUUAUAUAAACUUAAAUUUGGAUGAUAUUCAUUACAUUAGAUAUUGCUGUCGAGCAUCUGACGACAUAACAUUUUGAUUAGACUAAAAUGAAAAUAUGUUAAUGCAGUUAUAUUAGUUGCUAGAAAUAUGUGAAAACGGGUUUAUUUCAGUUGGAAUAUUUUUAAUCUUGAUGUAUCCGUACUAAUGAUACUAUCAUAAAAGAAGCUGCUGAGUGAUGAAAAUUCCCUGUUCUGUGAUUGUACUGUUGAUUGUACUACAGUAUGCCACACUGUCUGAUGGAGGUUUGAGUUUUCUACAAACACUGUUAGAGAGUGCUUGGACAUCCUCGGACCCACUUGAUGACAACACCGAACAGAUUGAUAAUCCUUGCUGUUCAUUUCCAUGCGAGAACCGUGGUGUAUGUAUGACAACUGGUGUUGGUAGAUUCGAGUGUGACUGCGAGGGGACUGGCUAUUAUGGACCAACAUGCGAGAAACCGACAUUCUGGAAGCGUGUUGUCUGGUUGAUAAAGCCAGACUCAGACUUCGUGCAUGAGUUACUGACUGAAGCAAAACAUAGCUGGAUAUGGACCAUUGUGAACAGGAUACCUGGGCUAUCUGAUGCUGUCAUGAAAAGAAUAUACCUGAUACGUGGAGCCAUGGUAGAUUCACCAGCCACCUACACAUCGGAACAUGAUUAUAUUACUUAUGAAGCUUAUGGUAACAGAUCUUAUUUUGCACGUGCACUGCCUCCCGUGCCAAAAGAUUGUCCUACACCUUUAGGAGUUGUAGGUGCUAAAGAACUUCCAGAUGCAGGUAUGAUAGUGGACAAACUGAUGAAACGUACUGUUUUCAAACCUGAUCCAAGAGGUUCCAAUGCCUUGUUUACAUUUUUUGCACAACACUUUACCCAUCAGUUCUUCAAGACAGAUUUUCAGCGUGGACCUGGGUUCCAGUGGGGAGGACAUGGGGUGGAUGUAUCCCAUGUGUACGGUAAAGACAAACAUGUAGAAAAUAUGUUGAGAAGUUUUGAAGAUGGCAAGUUAAAAAUGCAGACGAUAAAUGGAGAAUCAUGGCCACUCCUCCUGAAAGAUGUAGAAGUGCCGAUGCAUUAUCCUCCGAGCGUGCCAAAGGAAAUACAGUUUGCCCUCGGACACAAGGAUUUUGGCUUGUUGCCAGGAUUAUUUAUGUACGCUACAAUAUGGAUGAGGGAACAUAAUCGGGUCUGUGAUAUAUUAAAGGGAGAGCAUCCUGAAUGGGACGAUGAAAGGCUCUUCCAAACCACAAAAUUAGUAAUUUUAGGAGAAACCAUAAAGGUUGUGGUAGAAAACUAUGUACAGCAUUUAAGUAAUUACAAUUAUCAAUUGGUUUUUAAACCAGAACUACUUUUUGGGCAGUCGCAUCAGUAUUCUAACCGAAUUACAGCCGAGUUUAAUCACAUGUAUCAUUGGCAUCCAUUAAUGCCAGAUGAGUUCAAUAUCUCUGGGACUACUUACACUGUGAAAGAUUUUCUCUUCCGUCCUGAUAUAGUUCUGAAACAUGGAAUGAGAGAUUUCGUUGAUGGACUGGUACAUCAGAGAGCUGGCGCAUUUACCCACCAUAACCACAAUUUUUAUACACUUCCUGUUGCCAAGCAGACUAUUUUACAUGGAAGAGCACUUAGAUACCAGUCCUUUAAUCAAUAUAGGAAAAGAUUUAGUCUACCACCUUACCAAACAUUUGAAGAUUUAACUGGUGAUACAGAAGUAGCAAAAGACUUGGAAGAAAUAUAUGGUGAUAUAGAUGCUGUAGAAUUUUAUGUUGGUAUUGUUGUGGAAAAAACUAGACCAAAGGCGAUAUUUGGAUCAACUGUGAUAGAACGGGGAGGACCUUUUUCUGUAAAGGGGCUUUUAUCAGCCCCUAUUUGUAGUCCGCAGUAUUGGAAACCAUCCACUUUUGGUGGAGAUGUUGGGUUUGACUUAGUAAAAACUGCAUCAUUAGAGAAGUUAUUCUGUAAGAAUAUGGCAGACUGUCCUAAGAUCUCAUUUGAAGUUCCAAAAGGCUCUGAAAGUUGUACGAAAGAAACCCAAAGCUGCACAAAGAAUGAGUUAUAGCAGAUGUUUUUCAACACAGUAUGAAGGAGAUCUGGAUACGUGACUGAACUAUACUAUUCUGAAUUAACUGAAUUAAGAAUCAGUCCAGCUUAAAAAACCAGCAGUCACUAUCUUUCACAGCAGAUCCUCUGUU